This is a messenger RNA of Papaver somniferum (opium poppy), 2770 nucleotides long. RefSeq lists its product as uncharacterized. Gene Ontology annotation, molecular function: protein binding. The transcript has 13 exons. The record is from RefSeq and is a predicted model, not a curated record. The coding region runs from base 513 to 1919 and encodes 468 amino acids. NCBI's taxonomy places the organism in Eukaryota, Viridiplantae, Streptophyta, Magnoliopsida, Ranunculales, Papaveraceae.
CAUCAUUUCCCCAUCUUUAAUUCAAUUCAACAGAUCCAGAAAACACACGAAUUUUGAAUUUGGAAGAGUUGUUUUCUCAGUUUCAAUUUCAGAGAGAAGUUUUGAAUUUCGUUGUUCUCGGUUUCAAUUUUGGAGAGAGGAAUUUAUUAGGUGAGGGAAAAAUUGGAAAAAACACAGAAAAACGGCCAACUGAUAAAAAUCUUAAUCUCCUCGCUAUCCCAACGUCCAGAAACGGAGGGAGUAGUAUAUUUGUUACUUUUGUUGAAAAAAAAAAAGAAAAAAAGAAAAAGAAAAAAAUCAUGCUUAUAUCAACAUCCAGAAACUAGCUGCCUAAUGCCUCUGCUAAGACCAGACCCUAAUAACCGAAUUCAAAUUCUUUAAUUCCUACUCUUCUCCGGCGAAAGAACUCAACUAAUAUCCUAGUGUUAGGGUUUCACACUGAAUACUUGACUUCUUACUUUCCAAAGCUCCAUAAUUGUUAGGGUUUGAUCAGAAACCCCCAACUUGCGGAUAUGCCAAGAGAACUUCCAGGGUUUUACUUUGACCCUGAGAAAAAUAGGUAUUUUGCUAUUAAAGGACCAAUUCCUGGCUUUAGCAAUCUGCAAAGACCACCUUUAAAAGAACCAGACAAGCAGCCAAAUGAACAGCAUAGUGUGUGUAGUCAAAGAAAGGGAAUUAGAACUGCUAACUUGCUUCAAUUUAGGGAGUUAUAUGGCGGAAACGUUGCCCCUUUUGGCAAGGGGAGGUGUAGUUUCCAGCACGAGUACCAAAAGAACCGAGCAUCCCAACCAAUGAUUUGGAAGUAUAAGAAAACUGAUAUGAUUGCUGACAGUGCUUUGGAGCAGUUGCGCGUUGAUAUACAAACACCAGAAGGGAAAAAUGAAGCAAAUGGUUUACUGAUGGGUAGCACUAACGGGUCGUUGAGUUUUUAUGAAGUUAGCAAAGAUGAACAAGAUUUUGAUUACGGGAUUAAGUGCACACCAGAUUUUGUCUGGCCUCUCUUGCAAGAAACCCAAGCUGAGUGCAGCAAUGCACCAGGACAUAUAUGGAGGCCUGCUGGAGCUUCCGAAAUUAUGCCCUCGCAUAUAUCAUGUAUACAGAGGACCCAGAAGCAUUCUCUCUGCAUACCCGAUGAUGGUCCCUCUAAUCUCACCCAGCAUGCAUUAAUAACUACUCUUGGCUCUGACACAUCUGGUGGUUCUCUCUACAUGUUGAAUCUUAGUGAACCCUUAGAUUUAAAUCCAGCCGAUCCUAUUUUGAGAAGAAGAAUUACUAAAGUUGCUUCGGUGAAUUGUACAAUUUGGACGGCUGAUUGCAACACUAAUGGGUCUGAAGCAGUUAUUGGGACCAAUCUAGGAGCAGCCUUGGUAAAUCUAGAGACUGGAGCUUUUUCAUGGCUGUGCCGCUGUAGAAGUGACUUGUUCUCCCUAAAGUUUGACUAUUCGGGAAAUAUCAUUAUAUGUGGAUUUAGAAAUGGAGCAAUUGUGACAGUUGAUGUUCGCCAGAAGCAGGGAGUUUCUGCCGGACUUCCUAGGCACCAAAUACCGUAUUCUUCGUGUACACUUCGUGGUGCAUUGAGUAUUAAUCCAAGGAAAUUUUCUAGGAAAAUGUUUGAGUCUUUCAACUUAUCCAGAUAUAUAUUAGAAGUUACCCAUAAGCCACGUAUUUUAUUUCUUGUUAUCUCGAUUUUGGUGGCUCUUCAAACCUAUGACCAGUAUUUCCUGGCAAGCUCCUUGGAUGGAUCAAUUAAGCUCUAUGAUCAUCGCUUGACCCAGAGAGGAGCUGUCCAGUCUUAUGAAGGGCAAGUGAAUUCCCAUACACAUAUACAGCUUGGAGUUGAUCAUUCUGAAAGUGUUGUCAUGUCAGGUGGUGAGGAUGAUCUAUAUCAUCCAGAAUAUGACACUGACCAGGAUGCUUGAGCUAUUAUAGUACAGUAGGAAGGGAUAGUUUUUGGAUAGGUGGUGAGGAUGGUUAUGUGCGCAUAUGGAGCAUCAAGACCGCUCAGCUUCUCUUCAGCUCUAGAAUCUCAAGUUCUGCUUCUGCUGCCCUCUGCUGGCCCGGAACUGGAAAACAACCGUUGCCAAAGAAAAGACGAGAGUGUGAAGAUGACGAUAUACAUGCGCAGAUUCACAGUUGGGGGGCGUGGCUCGGGUCAAAGGAUGGGCUAUUUCACGUGCAGGGUUUGUGAUUAAGUUGAAACGUGGAAGCUGAGAUAGGUCGACUUGAAUCAAUAUCUUCUCAACAGAAGCAAAUGGGAACGAUUGUUUAUUUAUGGAUUAUAUCAAUUGAAAACGGCAGCCCCUAGGGACAGCGGGUUAAUUACAGGUUUUGGAAUUCCGACACGUCCACCAUAUGAUUUACAUGGUAAAUAUUAGGGUUGAGAGUAUUUUAAGUCUAUAGCAGCUGUAAAUACCGUGCUUAUGAUCUUUUUUGAUAAAUAAGCUUUGGCUAGAAAAAUAGGAAGCUAUUUACACUCGGUAGUAGCAGCUUUGUUUUUUGGAAUUUCAGCUUUAUAAUUGUAAGCACCUGGAUUGGCAGGAGCCGAAGAACUAGAAUGGGGGCUUCGGGUGAUGCCAAGCCGAAGCCACCAUUGGCGAUGAUUAGUGGUUGCCUAAAAAAAACCAUUGUAAUAGUACACGUGUACGGUUAAUGACAAAAGUAUUAGGGUACACGUGUACGACACCUUCAUAUCAGGCUUUGCCUAUAAAAGGAGAGUUAUCCUCCAGAAAGAGACAGAUCUUUUCAGAAAAUUGUACCGUGUAUUGGAAUU